UGCAGCACAGAGCCCUGCUGUCACUCUCUGUCUGCUUCACUGAUUCCUCUUUUGCCGAAGGCGACGGAUGGCCACUCUCCCCCCAUGCCUGGACAGCGCUGGAUGUGAAGAGGCACCAUGGGUUUUAUGGAGUUUUACCUGGAGAUCGAUCCUGUCACGCUGAAUCUCAUCAUCCUGAUCGCCAGCUACGUGAUCCUGCUCUUGGUUUUCCUGAUAUCGUGCAUACUGUAUGACUGCAGGGGCAAAGACCCCACCAAGGAGUACACGUCAGAGCCUCCUGCUGCCCCGUCCCAGUCCCCCAUCAGACUGGUGGUCAUGCAGGGCUCCCCAGCCUCGGCCCACUGGGACCAGAACAACUUGGUCACGCCGUAUGAGACGCCUGCCGCCGACGUGCAGGAGAAGAGAAGCACGCUGGUCUGAAGGGGCCGGUGAGCAGGUCUCCUUCGGAGCGCGCUCACAGACGCUAACCAGACAUACUGCGCCGUUAACUUUCGACUCGUCCUGUAGAAUUUACUGUGCACACAUUUUUGGACAAGGUUUUCACUAGUCCCUUUGGAAAGACUGCACUGAGAAGGUAAGAAGCAGCCAGCAGUGUGAAAAUGGCAGCUGAGGAUGUGAGCAGGUGGCCCCUCCUGAAGCUCUGCUGGAUUCGUAUGCACAUGUCUGCAAAACGAUCAACACUGACAACAUGUGGAGGACAGAUCUUCCGUGUCUGCACAGUUUUUUCAUGUUAAGGAGUCACCCCAUUCGCCCUGAAGCCUAACCUAAGUGCCCCUGGGCAUGGCAGUGUGCAACUAAACCAGCUGGACAUACCUCUACAGGACCCCAGUGGCGGAUGUGAUUAAGGAAGUCCUAAAUGUAGCUGCAAUAAACUGAUGGUGCACAGUAACAUGAUUUUUAAUUUUUUUCCUGUUCUGUCUCCCUGACAGCACAUGAAAUCAAUCCCUAGAAGCUUAAAUGGAAGUCAAGUGGUCUUGCAUCUUUGACGGCACAUGAUUGGUUUACCAUUUAGGUUUCCAGAGACAGGGCAUGCACUGACUGUACAUGCUCCUCCACUAAAUGUUUGUAAUAUCUCUUAUAUCUAUCUAAAGCAACUAUGUUUGACCUCUUUUGUUUUUUUUUGUUUUUUUUGUUUUUGCUUUUUUGUUUUUUUAAUGGUCUGUGUUUUUAUCACUAGGAACCGGGACAGGUCAGCCAAUAAUCAAAUAAAAGGACAGUAAUAUUAUUUACAUAUAACGUGUAUUAUAAUGAUUAACAAGAUAUAGGAUUCAUUUUUAUGAGUGUUUUUAUUAGAUUUAUUGAAUGGACCCACCUGUCACUAUAUUUUUUAUUAUGAAUACAUUCAAUCUGAAAAUAAGAUUUUAUAUUUUAGAAAAAUUGGAACAAUGCAAAAAAAUAGUUACUUACAGUACAAACACGCAAAUGAAAAUAUAUGUUAUGCAUCCUUAAACAACAUAUUUUUAACAGUGUCAGUUAAAUUAUCAUCUGAAAGCAAUGUGUAAUACAUUGUUUGUACUGCAAGUGAGUGUUCUGAAUGCUGUCAGAUUAUGGUGGUAUUUAAAAUAUCUCCACAUAGUGAGUUCAGAUUAGGUUACAAAGUUCAGAUUUAAAAGCUCACUUAAAGGUUAAGAUUUAAGCUCAGACAUGGUGGUGUAAAAGGAGCGCUAAUAGAACAGGAGGAUGGGCGGGUUCAGGGCUGCCUUUAAAUCGUCCAGGAACCCCCCUCUGUUCCCUUCUGAGCCCAGGCAGAAGGGCUCGCUUGUGCACCAGGGCUUUGAGUAAUGCUGCAGGAAAUGUAUAACAGCGGUGUGUUAGACAGAUGCUGAUGAAACAAAUCCUCGUAUGCGAGGCAGAGGGAUGUUUCUAACAUGGCAAUCAUUGCAGGACAUUUUCAAUACAUUUUAGUGAUUCAGAUGUGUUAAAAGCUACAGAUAACAUAAUCAGUCAUUUUUUUAACACACAUCCACAUCUAACUGAGGGCAACACAUUUUGUGUUACUUUCAACCCAGUCUGUGUUAAAAGUCUCCCUUCGCAACACAUUAGUAUAUUUGGAACACGAAAGUUGUAACUUUAACACAAAAUGAGUUGAAAGCAAAAGUAGAAACAUAAAAGUGUUGCACACACACACACACACACACACACACUCACGCAUGUGGGCGUGUGUGCACGGGAACAAACCUCAAAACGAGAGGCCAUGUGAAUUGUCUUAUUACCACCCAAUUUAUUACCAUGUCUUAUUACUUUGGUUCAAGAUAGUAAGGAUAGGGCUGACUAAUGUUGCAAAUAAUUAUUGUGAUAGGGACAUGUACUAUAUAAAUUCUGUCUAUGAUAUUUACACCCGCUCUCUGCAUGCACAGGAAAUGUGUUUUAACUCAGCUUAUCACAGGAGAAAUGGAAAACAACUUUGGCUUAUUAUAACAUUAACAGUUCAAUAAAUUAAUAUUGUGAAUUAUUUGUUUAAUUUGAUUUUUAUAGUCCUGUUAGCACAGAAGAUUAUUCCUUCAGCCAUUGGAACUUCUAUUUAUUACAACAUGUUAAGAAAUAUCAUUCUUCAUUUCAAAAUAGAAAUAAAAUAAGUAAUGAUGUAACUAAAUGGCGACUGUGCCCUUGCCUACAGUGGCUGGUAGCUCUUCAUAAAUAGACAUAGUAUCUGAAUGAAUGAUUGCAGUUGGCCUGUUCUCUCUCUCAUUUGACCCAAUUAAGCGCACAGCUCAGCUGGCUAACUGUGCUGUAAAAAAAGAGUCAAACAGUUAACUCUGGAGAUGAGAGAACAUGCUUUUCCCCCCACUAUCAUUGUUUGUCAGAUUCAGUCACUAUCCCCGUUGUUAACUCUACAUUUGCUUAAAGAAUAAGACUAAUUUCACAUUUAAACCAAA
Molecule: messenger RNA, 2876 nt
Organism: Anguilla rostrata (American eel)
Lineage: Eukaryota; Metazoa; Chordata; Actinopteri; Anguilliformes; Anguillidae
Gene: smim36
Product: small integral membrane protein 36
Exons: 2
Coding region: 118-420 (100 amino acids)
Source: RefSeq, a predicted model, not a curated record